GGAGUCCUGGAGGCAGGGCUAGAAGCCCAGCCUGAGGCCAGUGGCCCCAUAUCCUCCAUUUCUGGGCUGAGGUCUGUAACAUGGCCAGGGACGGCCAUAGGCUUUUAUUUCUGAGUCCUUUUCUCUCUUUGCAGCAGGAACUGGCAGCGGCAUUUAUGCAAAUAACCCGACCUGCAGGAGGAAGCUGGGUGUCAAUGGCUUCCCCCUCCUCCAGGGCAAUGCAGGAGCACCAGGAUCCUCAGACCCCUCAGGAGGAAGCAGACCUAAGUCCACAUCCCCAGACUCCAGCUACAUUCUCCUCAGAACACACUGAAGUCUCCCAGGCUGGCCCUGGCCCCUCACAUUCAGUUUUCCUGGCUCCCAAUUCCCUGAGCGUACAUUUGUCUUCAGAAAUCCUCUCCUCUCCGUGGCCUCCUGGGCCAUCUGAUGGGCCCCAAAUGCUCCCGAGUUCUGAACCAUCUGUUCCGCUAACGGAAGCUCCAAGAGCUAGGAGAGCCGGGCAGGACUCUGUUCAGUCAUCAGGAAGUCCCUUCCCACCAGGAGAUUUGUCAAAGGAGACUGUGAAUUCAACAGAGUCUGUGGAGCCCACCCCGAGGGAGCCAGCCCACAUCCGUGAGGCAUUUCUGCCAUUGACAAGGCCCUUCAUGAGCAGCCAGGCUGAAGAGGGGUUGAUUUUCCACCAUAACCCCAAGAGACCUCAGGAGAGAGCCAAAAUCAAGGCUGAGGAACUUCUGCAGAAUGACCAUGAUCCCUCUGGGGAGGAGACCAGACGAUACCUGGACCUGUCCACGUCAGAAUCAAGUCAGGAAAUGACAGGGCUGGGACUCAACUUCUUGCUGAGGACGGACGCCACAUUCACUACCUCAAGAAGGAGGCAGCCAGAUGUGGGGGCCCAUCUGGAGACCUCAAGUCCGGAGCCCACUGGGAGGCCCAGGGUGAGCCCAGCAGCUCUCCAGACAACAUACCCCAAGGGCCUUCUGGCUUCUACUCCUGAGGAGCCUGCAGCCCCUCCUGGAGGAGGUACAGCUAGAGCCCUAUAGCUGGAGUCAGCACCUUUGUGACCCGAGGGCUGGCAUGAGCUGGGGGCUGCACACACAGCCAGUCCCCUGCCUUCACAUACCCAAAGCCUUCUGGCUCCUACGGAAGCCAUGUUUCCCCGCUCCAGGGAGUCUGGAAACACCCUUCCUGGGAGUCAGGAGUCAAUGGAAGCGAGGUUGGCCCCCACCGCUGAUAGCCAUCAGACUCCUGAGCUUUUAGUACAUGUGGAGGGGUGCUUUGAGAAGCCCCCCGCUGAGCCUUCCUGGAGACUUCAGGGUGAGUCAUAGGAGUGUCCAGGGAGGGGAGGCCCAGUGGAAAGGGUUUGACGUGCUCACACUUCCCCUUCAGGAUGCUGGCUGGGACAGGACAAGAGCCCUUGGCUGGCUUGAGCUGGUCCAGCUGUGUUUUACAUCUCUCCCUGCUAGAUCUGGGAGGGAUCUGGGCAAGGUCCUGGCCCUAUAGCUAGGCCCACCCAUGUCUUGGGCUCUGUUCUCCGCUCUAGCUCUAUAACCUUAGCAGGGCACUAGCCUUUCUGAGCCGUAGUUUCCCCAUCGACGAAUGGAAAUGAUAUUAAUUCCUCCCCAGUGGGUUUAUUGAUGGUGGUGGUAUUGGGAUGCAUGAACAAGGAUCACGUAAAGUGUGAGCCCUGCCCAAGCAUGCUGGGAACCCCAGGGGAGGGGGACGAAGUGACACUGCUUUGCCUUCUGUUCAUCACAUCCCCUGGUUUCUAUGGCAGCAGCUGGUUUCCUCCUGGCUUGGCUAGACCCACUGACCUGCAGUGACCCAGAGCUCCCACACUCUGUGGCCCAGAAGCCCAGCUGUGGCCAGGCAUAGUGACCUGGGCUGGAAUCCCACUCAAUGCUUCCUUGAGAGGGCAGUGCCUCGCCCUCCCCACCCCCACCCUAGGCCGACCUGUGGCUGGAGGUGGGAUUUGAAAUGCAGCCAAGGAGAGGAGGCCCAGCAGCAAUACCAGCCCAGAAUGCGAACUAAAUAAAUAAAUAAAUAAUCAG
Mastomys coucha (southern multimammate mouse) is the source of this 2048-nucleotide messenger RNA. RefSeq lists its product as uncharacterized. The transcript has a single exon. The coding region runs from base 81 to 1040 and encodes 319 amino acids. The record is from RefSeq and is a predicted model, not a curated record. NCBI's taxonomy places the organism in Eukaryota, Metazoa, Chordata, Mammalia, Rodentia, Muridae. Gene Ontology annotation, biological process: heart development.